CAAUUGAAGGGGUAUGGGUAUGCUCACGGGUGCUUGAUUUUGCUCAAACCUUCUUGCUUCUUGUUUCCUUCCUUAGUCGUACGGUGUUACUUUAACGUCGUGCAUCGAAAAAAAGCGUUGUAUUGACCAUCUGGACGUUCGAUUCGUUUUUUAUUUCGAUUUUUUUUCUUCUCUCCACACGGUACCGAUAAAAGAAAUAGAGAAGGAAAAAAGUGUUUUGUUGUUGUUUAUGAAAUGUUGAUGUUCUACCGGUAUAUUAUCGAUAUGUGUGCGCUGAAUCACAUUAAUAUAAUUUUUUUUUGAAUAUAUCGUGUGGUGUUGAUUGUUGGAUGUGCUACUGAUUUAUCAUUUUUAAUUAAAUUAAUUAAUUAAUUACACCAAUUGCUGAAGCAAAUUUUAUUAGUUCGUUGGACAGAAAUGAUUUUUGUUUUAAUUUGAAUCAAAUAAUUUAGAAAAUUUCACAUAACACAUUUCGUUGAUAUUCAGCUUAAUAAUGGUGAUAUAUGUUGCACUCAUGUGUCGUUUGCAACAAUUAGACAAAAUUUAAAUUUAUUAACUUGCGCGAUAUUUAAUCGAAUCACAUUGCGUCAUGUUGAUUGGAUCGAAUCUUGGGAGUGAGUUCGCAUCGCUGCCGAGUGCUCCCUGGAGUAUGGAACCACCGAGACCGCCAUUAACCGGCGGUUCAAUGCCACCUAAUUCAUCGCUUCAAUUGUCGCCAACGGUUGGACUCUCACCGAAUGUACCUUCGCCUGGAACAGUAUCAUCGGCUGCAUUGUUUCCAGGUGGCCCGUCACCAUCGACUCUUAGUGCUUUAGUUUCGCAACAUCGAUUAUUGGAAUUGUCAAGAUUUGGUCUCCGUGGCUAUGAUUUAGCUCAACAUAUGCUUACGCAACAAGGAGCUGUAUCUAAAUUAUUGGGAACACUUCGACCACCGGGAUUAAUAGGAGGAUCGAAACCGAAAGUUGCAACACCAGCUGUCGUAUCAAAAAUUGAGCAGUACAAACGAGAAAAUCCAACAAUAUUUGCAUGGGAAAUUAGAGAAAGACUUAUUUCUGAAGGAGUCUGUACAAAUGCAACGGCACCAUCUGUAUCAUCCAUAAAUCGAAUACUUAGAAAUAGAGCAGCUGAACGAGCUGCAGCGGAAUUCGCCAGAGCUGCAGGCUACGGACUGUAUCCACCAAAUCCGUAUAGUGGAUUUCCAUGGCCAUCACCAGCGCAUUUAUGGGCAUCGGGUAGUGGAUUCCCUGGUAUUUCUCCAGGUUCAACAUCUGCAUCAGGAACGGCUGGUUCACCUGGUUCUGGCAGUCAUGAUACACUUUGUUCACCAGAUGGAAGUCGUUUAAUUGAUGUGGAAGGCGAAGACUCUGGCAGUCUUGAUGGUGAACAACCCAAAUUUCGUCGAAAUCGUACAACAUUUAGUCCAGAGCAACUGGAAGAGUUAGAAAAAGAAUUUGAUAAAUCACACUAUCCGUGUGUAAGCACAAGGGAGCGUCUCGCAUCGAGAACAUCACUAAGUGAAGCUCGUGUUCAGGUUUGGUUUUCAAACAGAAGGGCAAAAUGGAGACGACACCAACGGAUGAAUUUGCUGAAACAGCGUUCGUCGCCAACCACCCGAAACACGUCAGGCAAUUUCACCCCUACAUCACCGGACCACCAUCGACAAUCUCACCAAAGCACAACGCCAGCCACACCAACAGUGUCGGUAACAAGUCCAACCCAGCAAGCAACGUCAUUAGCCACAGCAUCAGCUCCAUUAUUAAUGGGCGGCGAAAAUAGUGCAUUUCGAUCGUUGGUACCGUCAUUCUUAGCCGCUUCAGCAUCGUUGGGCUUGUCGCGACCGUAUCCCAAUUCUCCGUCACCGCAUCCAAGCGACGAAUCGGACGAGGAAAUCAAUGUGCAUGACGACGAAUCCGAUUCGGAAAUAAUGACAACACCGAAACGAUCGGUACCAUUGCAAUUAACCACUCAUGAUCGGUAAGUGGUAAUUAGUGUAGUGUAUAGUUGUGACAUGAGACAUGGUGUUUUUUUUAAAUAUAAAUAUAAAAUUGUGAUGUUCAAACCUUGUUCUUGUUUCGCAUAAACUAUUAAUUAUAAAAUGAAUUUUAAAUCGUUUUUUAAAGAAAUAUACCGCGAAAAAAUCUUGGAAUUGUAGCAAAAUUGUCGUGUUACUAAUUACGAUAUUGAGCAUGUCACUUCUUACGUAAAAUGAAGAAUGAUAAACUGCUGUAGUGUUACAUUUUAAAAAGCAAACAAGAAUUGACUUACAGAUUACAUGAGAAAUGACUGUUAUUAUUACACACACACAUAAUAUAAUAUUAAAAAAAACAUUUUUCCUUACAUUUCAGUAUGUAGAAAAGCAAGGAAAUUAAAAAAAAAGUUAAAGUUAGACGAAAAGCAGAACAUGAAAAAUGAAAAAUCCAAACCAAAGCUUAAUUGAUGCUAUUAAAAAUGUUUCUGUUGGAUUUGCAAUGUAAAAUACUUACACACCAUUACUAUUACACACAUCUGAAAAUGCGAUUUCCAUGAAAAUGAAAUAUUGAAGUGAUAAACUAAUAUCACAUAGUCAUCACAUCCAACUAUAUUCAAUAUUCAAUAAGUUAUCUAAUCGGUGUAAUGCAACAACAUACCGUGGUGUAAAUUAAUUCGAGAAAAAAAAAUGUCUAUGGCAAGUCUUAAUAUGUUAAUAUGUCUUAAUCAAUGCGAAGCGAUCGAGGUGACAGAUACAUUCAAUCUAAAGGUACUAUAACAUAUAAUUGUAGUUAUAAUUAUAAUUAAAACCU
Messenger RNA from Bradysia coprophila, 2780 nucleotides. It is a transcript of the gene toe, whose product is annotated as twin of eyg. Gene Ontology annotation, biological process: anatomical structure development; regulation of transcription by RNA polymerase II. Gene Ontology annotation, molecular function: RNA polymerase II cis-regulatory region sequence-specific DNA binding; DNA-binding transcription factor activity, RNA polymerase II-specific. The record is from RefSeq and is a predicted model, not a curated record. Lineage: Eukaryota; Metazoa; Arthropoda; Insecta; Diptera; Sciaridae.